Pantherophis guttatus is the source of this 361-nucleotide messenger RNA. The record is from RefSeq and is a predicted model, not a curated record. Lineage: Eukaryota; Metazoa; Chordata; Lepidosauria; Squamata; Colubridae.
GGAAGGAAGGAAGACCAUGGGGCGAUUCUCCUUUCUGAGCUUCGGCUUGCUGGUUGUGGCCCUCUCUCUAAGUGGAGCCAGAGGCUGUUGUCCCCAUGAAUGGUUCUCCAGGAGUAGCUUUUGCUACAAGGUCUUCGAUGAAGCAAAGACCUGGGAAGAGGCAGAGAACUACUGCAGGAACUACAAUCACGGCUGCCACCUGGCCUCCCUCGACAGCAAGGAAGAGUUAGAGGACAUGGCUGUGCACAUCUCCCAGAAAUUCAAGGUCAACAUCUGGAUUGGAUUGAGUCGUCCAUCGCAUGUAGGUCCUUUUCUGUUGCUCAAGUCCUUCAGGGAAUCCUCGUUCAAACUCGGUACUUGA